Molecule: messenger RNA, 764 nt
Organism: Patiria miniata (bat star)
Lineage: Eukaryota; Metazoa; Echinodermata; Asteroidea; Valvatida; Asterinidae
Product: 40S ribosomal protein S11-like
Exons: 4
Coding region: 135-602 (155 amino acids)
Biological process (GO): translation
Cellular component (GO): ribosome; cytosolic small ribosomal subunit
Molecular function (GO): structural constituent of ribosome
Source: RefSeq, a predicted model, not a curated record
UGUUUCCCGAUCAUUUAUGUUCGGCUAAACAUGAUAUAGUUUGUUUGUAAAACAAUUUCUUUCUCGAUUCUAACUUACAUCAACUACACGUUACAUAUAACAUACUACCAAUCGGCCUUUUUAUCACGUUCAACAUGGCGGAUCAGACAGAGAGGGCGUAUCAGAAGCAGCCGACAGUUUUUCAGAACAAGAAGCGCCUCCUUGGGUCUGGAAAGAAGGCAGCUCGUCUUGUGCGAAACGUCGGCCUGGGCUUCAAGACACCUUCCGAGGCCAAGAAUGGACAGUACGUCGACAAGAAGUGCCCCUUCACGGGCAACGUUCACAUCCGCGGCCGGAUCCUGUCGGGCGUGGUCACCAAGAUGAAGAUGCAACGGACGAUCGUCAUCCGCCGGGAUUACCUACAUUACAUCACCAAGUACAAGAGGUUUGAGAAGCGCCACAAGACCAUGUCGGUCCACCUGUCCCCCUGCUUCAGGGACGUUCAGCUGGGCGACAGUGUGACGGUGGGCGAGUGUCGGCCUCUCAGCAAGACGGUCCGCUUCAACGUUCUCAAAGUCAACAAGGCCCCGGGCUCCGAAAAGAAACAGUUUGCCAAGUUCUAGAACUUGGAACUAGUUCCGAGGUUGAUGGCAACAUAGGGGGAACGGUGGAAUAGUCAUCUGAAGUCCACUAACUCAUGUAAUACGGAGAAACGCUAUUAAGAUAUGUCUUGUGAUGUGAUUUUUGAGGAUCAAUAAAAAAGCAUAUUUGCCACAUAGAAAGGA